UAAGAGGUCAUUCUAUUCUCCUAUCUCCGAUAAAUAAAAAAAUAAAAAUCAUCCUCUUCGUCUCCCUCUCCUUCUUCUAUCGAAAUCCCAAAUUAUUUAUCUCCAACGCCUUCUCGCUAUUCUGUCCAAUGUCAGGUAUCACUCCGGCCAAUCCCUUCUCCGAUUCGUUGUCUCCAUCUAUCCGAGACAAAUGUCUGCCGAAACAACAACCCACUUCACCAAAACUCUAUCACGUCUCCUCUCCGCUCGACGCACAUCAUCGACAACCAUUACCGAUUCAACCCUCUUGCGUGAUUCUCGCUUGGUAUUUUCUUUUUGCUCAAAAGCCCUUAAAGUGUCCGCUCAAAGGAGCUUUCUUCAAGAAGGAAAACAAGUUCAUGCAUGUCUAAUGAAGUUAGGAUUGUGUAAUGUACUAUCUCUGCAAAAUCAGAUUUUGUAUACUCAUGUGAAAUGCAAAGAAUUCACUGAUGCUCAUAGGUUGUUUGAUGAAAUGGGUGUAAGAAAUGUGGUGACGUGGAAUACGGUCAUUUGUGGCCUUGUUGAUUAUGGUAGUAUUUAUGAGCCAAACCUCCAUAUGGGCUUUUCUUAUUUCAAAAGAAUGUUGCUGGAUAGGGUAAGUAUGGAUCCAAUAACGUUGAAUGGUUUGCUUCGUGCCUGUCUUCAGCUUAAUAACGUUGAAAUUGGCAGACAAUUGCACUGUUUCAUAUUGAAAUUAGGUUUCGAGUUGAGUUGUUUUGUCAACAGUGCUCUUAUUGAUUUGUAUGGGAAAUUUGGAUUGGUCAAGGAGGCAAGGAACAUAUUUGAUAAGGUAUUGUGCAGAGAUUUGGUGUUGUGGAAUGUGAUGUCGUCUUGCUAUGCAUUGAAUUCCUUGGGAGAAGAGGCUUUCAGAGUCUUUAACUUGAUGCGAGGGGAAAAUUUGAUAGGGGAUGGUUUUACAUUUUCUAUCAUGCUCAAUUCAUGUGCGAUUUUGGGUUCUUAUGUAUUAGGAACGCAAAUUCAUGGUCUUAUCAUGAAACUGUCCUUCGAUUUGGAUAUGUUAGUGGCUAGCGGACUUGUUGACAUGUAUGCUAAGAGUGAAAAUGUAGAAGAUGCUCGGAAGGCUUUUGAUUAUGUGUCUGCUAAAAAUGUAGUGUCUUGGAAUACUAUGAUUGUGGCUUAUGGGCAGCAUGGGGAUGGGAAGGAGGCUAUGAAACUUCUAAAGGAAAUGUUGCGAGAGGUUUUUGCUCCAGACGAACUAACUCUAGCUAGCAUUCUUAGUUCGUGUGGCACUGUGUCAGCAAGUUGUGAAAUCAUGCAAGUCCAUGCUUAUGUGGUAAAAAUGGGGUUUCACUCCUUUCUAUCAAUUGGAAAUGCCUUGAUAAAUGCAUACGCCAAGUGUGGCAACCCUGCUUGUGCACUUGAAUGCUUUAACUCAGUUCUGAAGCCUAACCAUGUAACAUGGACUUCACUUAUCAGUGCUUAUGCUUUCAAUAGUUUUCCUGAACUUAGUAUCGAGAUGUUUGAAAAGAUGUCAUCUACAGGUGUAAUGCCAGAUAAAAUUGCUUUUCUUGGGGUUCUUUCUGCCUGCAGCCAUGCAGGAUUAAUAAAGGAGGGGCUUCACUACUUUAGUUUAAUGAUAAAACAUUAUCAGAUAAUACCAGAUGUGGAGCACUAUAGUUGUCUAAUUGACCUUCUUGGUCGAGCUGGUCUUUUGGAUGAGGCUUUUAAUGUGUUGACUUCAAUGCCAUUUGAGCAGAGAUCAGACAACUUGGCAGCUUUGAUUGGGGCGUGCAAAAUCCAUGGAUAUUUGAAAUUGGCUAAAUGGGUUGCAGAAAAGCUUUUGGAAUUGGAGCCGAACAUGCCUGUAAAUUAUGCUCUUAUAUCUAACAUGUAUGCAUCUAAGGAUCAGUGGCAUGAUGUGGCAAGAAUUCGCAAACUGAUGAAGGACAGGGGUAAUAACAAAGUUCCAGGCUGCAGCUGGAUGGAACUUGGUGGCGCUAUCCACACGUUUGUUUCAAGUGAUAAGUCCCACCCUCAAGCUUCAGAGGUGUAUUGCAUUUUAGGAAUACUGCUUAGGCUAAUGAGGAAUGAACUGCAAGCCAUGGAUGAAAAUUUUCUAUAUGAGUGACAAUGUGCUUCAUAAUUUCUCUCACUGACCCAAUGCCUUGGCUUAUUGGCUAGGAAAACAAGAGUGCUAAUAGGUGAUGUCUUGUCAUGCAAAUAUAAAUUUGCUGCUCAUAGGAGGUGGAAGUCUUUGAAUACCACAGUGAGGGGAAUAAUGAUUUUAAAGUGCAUAUUGUAUUAGGUUUCAUUUGGAUAACUUGCUGCUUUUCUUCUUUGGUGCUAUAGUAGGCCAAGGAAAAAAGAAAAGGAGCUACCACAUAAUAUCUCUACCUUAUAAAUUAAGAAAUACUUACUUAAUAUACUAGUCUCCUCAUUCAGGGUUUAUUGAAAAAAAAAAUGCAAAUGACAAAGUGAUAUCAGUUAGUCUUCCUUGUAAUUCUUUGAUCCUGAGUUGAUUAAGAAUAGUUCAAAGCAUAAGCCCCAUUUUAUCUGAUCAAAGCUAGCUAGAUUUUCCUGUCCCGGAUGAAAUUUUGACUUUCCUUGCUAUUAAGCAAACGUCAGUCAUGUCUGACUCAGUGAAAGUUCAUUGUGGCGUAAUGGGGCUACCUGUGUCUCAACUAAGAUAUAAUGGUGACAAAUUCUAUCAAUGGGAUAGGCUUCAUUCCUGAAUAUCACAUUAUUCAUGUUAGAAUGACAAGUGUUUUUUACCACUUUGAAAUAGGUUAGAACAUGAUUACGUAUUACACAUCUGUGUCACCAGCUUGAAUUAAUUCUGUUUACCUGUUUCUGUUUCAUGUAAUAUAGGUGUUGAUGGAAGGGGUCUCCUUGAAACUCUGGCAAUCUUCAACAAACUGCAGAACUCUGUCAUUCUCCACUCUUAACUUUGGUGCUAAUAAUCAUUGUUUAUAAUUUUGAUACUCUCCAUCCUAACUGCAGAUGCAUAUGGAUUGGACUUCUAAUCAAAGGGAUAAAUUUUUAUUUACUGUGCAGUACACGUAUUGUAUAUUGUUGUUUCUAUGUCUAUUCAGUCUCUUGCUUGUUUUUCAGCUUUUAUGAAUUGCAAUUUUACAAUUUGUGGAUGUAUUCUUAUAAACUGAAGUGAUUUAGUUGAUGCA
This is a messenger RNA of Manihot esculenta (cassava), 3158 nucleotides long. RefSeq names its product pentatricopeptide repeat-containing protein At2g46050, mitochondrial. The transcript has 2 exons. Gene Ontology annotation, molecular function: RNA binding; protein binding. The record is from RefSeq and is a predicted model, not a curated record. NCBI's taxonomy places the organism in Eukaryota, Viridiplantae, Streptophyta, Magnoliopsida, Malpighiales, Euphorbiaceae. The coding region runs from base 191 to 2107 and encodes 638 amino acids. Gene Ontology annotation, biological process: RNA modification.